CAAGCUCAAGGCAGAAUCAGGUUCCUGUAAUAGGGAAGAAUUCAGCUGGCAAGAGGUUGGGCUUUCCAGACUUGCACUGUUGCAGCUACAGGCAUGAGUCCCUUCUUUGUGAUGUCUCUCCUCUUUGGUCUGACUUUUGGUCAAACAGCAUCACUCUGUGCUCCUUCUGAGUAUAUAAUCCAUGUGGAGAAAAGGGAAUGUGCCUACUGCUUGGCCAUCAACACCACCAUCUGCGCUGGAUUUUGCAUGACUCGGGACAGCAAUGGCAAGAAGCUGCUACUCAAAAGUGCUCUGUCUCAGAACGUGUGCACGUAUAAAGAGAUGUUGUAUCAAACAGCACUGAUUCCGGGCUGUCCUCAUCACACCAUCCCUUAUUAUUCCUACCCUGUAGCUGUGAGCUGCAAGUGUGGUAAAUGUAACACUGAUUAUAGUGACUGUGUUCAUGAGAAGGUUAGGACAAACUAUUGCACUAAACCACAGAAGCUCUGUAAUAUGUAAGCUUCCAACAGAAUGUGGUUGAAAUGUACCUCUCUGCUCACAACUAAACAAAAAUAAAAGUGUAUUUCAUAACAGGUUUGCAAA
Messenger RNA from Tyto alba (common barn owl), 582 nucleotides. It is a transcript of the gene TSHB, whose product is annotated as thyroid stimulating hormone subunit beta. The transcript is spliced from 3 exons. The record is from RefSeq and is a predicted model, not a curated record. Gene Ontology annotation, cellular component: cytoplasm; extracellular region. NCBI's taxonomy places the organism in Eukaryota, Metazoa, Chordata, Aves, Strigiformes, Tytonidae. Gene Ontology annotation, biological process: G protein-coupled receptor signaling pathway. The coding region runs from base 94 to 498 and encodes 134 amino acids. Gene Ontology annotation, molecular function: hormone activity.